Messenger RNA from Chinchilla lanigera (long-tailed chinchilla), 3979 nucleotides. It is a transcript of the gene Snx8, whose product is annotated as sorting nexin 8. The record is from RefSeq and is a predicted model, not a curated record. Lineage: Eukaryota; Metazoa; Chordata; Mammalia; Rodentia; Chinchillidae. Gene Ontology annotation, biological process: retrograde transport, endosome to Golgi. Bases 240 to 1478 code for a protein of 412 amino acids. Gene Ontology annotation, molecular function: phosphatidylinositol binding. The transcript is spliced from 12 exons.
CGAUGGACCCGCUGCCCGCCGCGGCAGUCGGGUCUGCAGCUGAGGCGGAGGCUGACGAGGAGGCGGAACCCCCAGCGACAGACACAGAACAAAGUGACUGGUUUUGUCCUGAUUUGUCGACAGGCCCAGACUGUCAAGCAUGCCAGGCUUUGGACCUGCUCCUCCUCAGUGUUUUGGGUGUUGGAUGAGGCUCUCCAGUGCUCCCGGUCAUUGAGUGGGGGGACCCAGACCCCAGGUCAAUGCAGAUGCCGCAGGGCAACCCGCUGCUGCUGCCCUAUACCUUGCAGGAGCUGCUGGCCAGGGACAGCGUGCAGGUGGAGCUCAUUCCGGAGAAGAAGGGGCUCUUCCUGAAGCAUGUGGAGUACGAGGUGUCCAGCCAGCGUUUCAAGACCUCCGUGUGCCGUCGGUACAAUGACUUCGUCGUCUUCCAUGAAAUGCUGCUGCACAAGUUCCCGUACCGCAUGGUGCCGGCCCUUCCACCCAAGAGAGUGCUGGGAGCUGACAGGGAAUUCAUCGAGGGCCGGAGGAGAGCCCUGAAGCGCUUCAUCAACCUGGUGGCCAGGCACCCCCCGUUCUCUGAGGAUACCACCCUCAAGCUGUUCCUCUCAUUCAGUGGCCCAGAUGUGCAGAACAGGCUUAGGGAAGCAGCCCAGGGUGUUGGGGACGAAUUCCUGAACUGUAAGCUGGCUACUAGGGCCAAGGACUUUCUCCCUGCUGACAUCCAGACUCAGUUUGCCAUGAGCCGGGAGCUCAUCCGAAACCUCUACAACAGCUUCUACAAGCUGCGGGACCGGGCCGAGCGGAUUGCGUCCAGGGCCAUUGACAAUGCAGCUGAUCUUCUUAUAUUCGGGAAGGAGCUGAGUGCCUUAGGGUCUGACAUGACCCCGCUCCCCUCCUGGGCCACUCUGCACCUGAGUACCUGGGCCUCGCUGAAGCAGGCUCUGAAGGGCCUCUCUGUGGAGUUUGCGGUGCUGGCAGACAAAGCCGCGCAACAGGGCAGACAAGAAGAGAAUGAUGUGGUGGAGAAGCUGAACCUUUUCCUGGAUUUGCUUCAGGCCUAUAAAGACCUGUGCGAGCGGCAUGAGAAGGGUGUGUUACACAAGCACCAGCGCGCCUUGCACAAGUAUGGGCUGAUGAAGAGGCAGAUGAUGAGUGCUGCCGUGCAGAACUGCGAGCCUGAGUCUGUGGAGCAGCUCGAGUCCCGCAUUGUGGAGCAAGAAAACGUGAUCCAGACCAUGGAGCUUCGCAACUACUUCUCCCUGUACUGCCUGCAUCAGGAGACGCAACUGGUCCACGUGUACCUUCCCCUCACCUCCCAUAUCCUCGGGGCCUUCGUGAACUCGCAGAUCCAGGGGCACAAGGAGAUGAGCAAGGUGUGGAAUGACCUGAAGCCGAAGCUCAGCUGUCUCUUCACUGGACCCCACAGUGUACUGACUCCACCACGGUCCCCUGCAGAGGAUAGCCUGUGUCCCCACUAGUGCCCAAGGCCACAGCAGAGCUCCCUGUGACUCACUAAAACCUCUUUGCAAAUAGUGUGUCCCUGGCUGAUUCCCUUCGGACGGCGGCUGUUGCCCCAUGGUGCCUGGAGGGGCUGAAGUAGAGGAGCUCAUGCUGUCUCGGUCCGUGGGGGCACAGCCAGCUAUCUCUGCCCCUUUCCUGGGUGGGAGGCUGCACCCCUGACCAGCUCUGUGCCUGCAGGCCCGGUAGAGAAGUUGGGGUUCUCUGGAAUGGUUCUCUCAAGAUGACUAGAGUUGGGGGCAAGGAUUGUUCCCACACUGCAGGUCAUGUCUGGGGGAGCACAGCCCCACCCCCACCAUACCAGAACAGUCCAGAGGGUUCACCUAGAGCAGGGGUCAGCCGAGUAGGGGAAAGGGCAGGCAGGACUGUCCCAUGGGCAGGUAGCCAUCCGGCAAGGAGAUAGCCAGUGUCUGACAGGGAAAGUUCAGACUGUGGACUAGGGCCCCAGACACAGGCAGCUGGGUCCCUGCUCUGUGCACCAGAACAGAAGGCAAGGCAGGAAAGCGAGCUGAUGCAGAAAGUCCCUAGUGCAGUGUGACUGUCCACACUCCAGUGAAUGUCUGCAGAGCCUGGGCUGCCCUCUGCAUGCAUGAUCCUGGCGGCCCCAUGUCUGAUCAGGUACACUGAGAUCUCUGGGGUGAUGGUGUGGAGGGUCCUCUUGCCUGUCUGAGGCUGGAAGCUGCUGUUCCUUUACAACUCUUGGUGGCCACUGUUGGAGACCAGCGUCACUGGGGCAGAGCCUUUGAAACCAUUUUCCUUUUUUGGAGACUGUAGACCCCCUCCUGCCUGCUUGCCCAGGGAAGGGCAUUUCAGGCUGAGUGGUGCUGGUUUCCUGCUCUGUGGGGUCAGGUCUGAGAGAAGGCUGCUGUCAUCCCUCAUGUAGUGGACACACAGGGUUUUGUUGGAGCCCAGGUGUCAUCAAGCCAUGUCCUCGAUGGCCAGGGAAAGACUGGGAAGAGGCAUGCAGCAUUUCUGAAGUUUCUCCCAUCCCAUGAUUCAUGCUUGCUGCCCAGUGCCUUUCCCAGGGUAGGAGGCUCGGCUGGCUCUGAAUCCUGUCCUCACACUGAUAGGCCACAGAGUGGGUCAGGGCCACCUUGUUCUGGCAGAUAGCUAUGUGGGACCCACUGGGAGGAUGUGGCGGCUGAGUCAGUGCUGCCCCUGUGUAGAUGGGCAGAUUCUGCUUAUGCCUUCCUGCUGCAGGGCUGGCCAGAGGGCAGACUGUCCUCCUGUGGUUCAGGGUGGCUUGUGCCUGUGAUCUCCCUCUGCCGUGUGGCCCUGAGCUGCUCUCUGGACUGUUCUGUAGCCCUGACCCUAAGGCCUUCUGUCCUGCUGCUGAGAGGAGGCCCUGGGGCCACGGGCAUGCAUCUCUAGGCUGUGGAGGCACACAUUCCUCACACAGGCUGUUGAGAAAAGACAUUCCUAGCACACCUUCAACAUGUACUGUGUGUGUGUGUGGUACCAGGGAGUGAGUCCAGGUCCUGGAACGUGCUAAGCAAUGCUUUACCACUGCUCUACUCCCCUAGGCGAUUUCUGAAAACUUUACUUUGAGAGAGGUUCCUGCUAAAUUGCUCAGACUGGCCUCAAACUUUUGAUCUUUCUGCUUCAGGCUCCUGAAUAACUAGAAUUACAUGUGUAUGCCACCCUAGCUGGCCAAAACAAACUUUAUCCUUUAAAGAACUGGCAGGGAACUGGGGGUGAGAGAGUGAUAGGAGAUUGUGUAGCUGGUGGCCUCUCACAGCAGUGGGACAAGGAGGCAGAAGCAGAGGAGGAGGAGGGCAGUCUGCCUCCUGUGGUAACUCCCGUGCCCCAGGAGUGGGUGUGGACAGAAGCUUCUUUACUUGCUGUCUGCCCUCUCACACCCCUGGGUGCUUUAGGAAGGGACCUACUAGAACUGCAGGCUGCUAGUGCAGCACCCCAGGCCUGGGUUGGCUGUGUCUGCUUAGCUUUGACCCUACGUAGGAAACCUAUUCCUAGCUCCAAGGUGAAGGUCUUACGGUGGCAGAGGACCAGGGGCCCCAAUUCCCUUUCUGCUAUCCUGCUCCCAAACCUGUGUACCCCACUGUGGCCAUGCCUGGCCUGAUAGAAGAAUGCUGGGCACCACCGUCACAGAUGAGGCCUGGCGUGCAGCGUCCUGUUCUCCUGGUGAAGAAGGUUAAGGGGGUGCUCAACUGUGGUCUUGGCAGAAGGCCAUGUGACCAGAGGGCGGUAACUGUGAGUGGGAAGUGCAGGGCAUGUUUUUGUCAGGCCCACCAAGCUCUGGUGGUGUGGGGCUGGGCCUGUGGCCAUGAGGGAAAGGAUUGCUGUGGGCCUGUGUAGGACCCAACGCUGAAAUCAGUAUUGUUCCUAGCGUUCAAGGCCUUUUCUUAUGCGGCCCAGGCCAGCUGUUAUGUAAGAAGCACUUUCCAUGGCUGUAGGAAUCAGUUACUGCCACACCCAAUAAACUGGAACUGUUUACACAUGA